AUGGCCUCCUCCACCCUGUCCGUCUGCUCCAGUGACCUGAGCUACAGCAGCCGGGUCUGCCUGCCUGUGUCCUGGCCUGAGUCCUCCUGGCAGGGAGACGACUGCCCCGAGAGCUGCUGUGAGCCCCCCUGCUGUGCCCCCAGCUGCUGCGCUCCUGCCUCCUGCCAGACCCUGAUGUGCACCCCGGUGAGCUGUGGGUCCAGCCCCUGCCAGUCGGCCUGCAGCUGCCCCUGCGAGCCCUCAUGCUGCAGCUGCUCCCCCUGCCAGCAGGCCUGCUGCAUGCCCAUGUGCUGCAAGCCUGUGUGCUGCACACCCAUGUGCUGCACGCUUGUCUCGUGCACACCUGCCUGCUGCACGCCUGUCUGCUGCAAGCCCGUGUGUUGCACGCCCAUCUGCUGCACGCCCGCGUGCUGUGUGCCCGUCUGCUCGGGGCCCUCCCCCUGCUCAUCCUCCUCCUGCUGCCAGCCCAGCCCCUGCCCCCCGCCCUGCUGCAAACCCUCCUCCUGCGUGUCCCUCAUCUGCCGCCCCGUGUGCAAACCCGCCUGCUGCGCCCCCGCCCCCUCCUGCCAGCCCGGCUGCUGCCGCGGGGCCUCCUCCGUGUCCCUGCUCUGCCGGCCCGCGUGCCCCCGCCCCGCCUGCUGCUGA
This is a messenger RNA of Talpa occidentalis (Iberian mole), 645 nucleotides long. RefSeq names its product keratin-associated protein 10-8-like. Gene Ontology annotation, cellular component: keratin filament. The transcript has a single exon. The record is from RefSeq and is a predicted model, not a curated record. The coding region runs from base 1 to 645 and encodes 214 amino acids. Lineage: Eukaryota; Metazoa; Chordata; Mammalia; Eulipotyphla; Talpidae.